This is a messenger RNA of Helobdella robusta, 492 nucleotides long. RefSeq lists its product as hypothetical. The transcript has 2 exons. The coding region runs from base 1 to 492 and encodes 163 amino acids. The record is from RefSeq and is a predicted model, not a curated record. Lineage: Eukaryota; Metazoa; Annelida; Clitellata; Rhynchobdellida; Glossiphoniidae.
AUGGAAACGUCGCAAAUGAUGCCACAAGUUAGAAAAAAGUUGAUAAACUCUUCAAAAUGUAUUGGAUCCAACAGUGAUUCAAGUAGUAAGAGUUAUGUGAGCAUAUCAAAUGUUGAUGAGAUGGAAGAGUUAGCUGAUGACAACAACAACACUAACGUCAUCAACAACGCUGACAAACAUGUUAAUGACAUUGAUAACACCGACAUCAACAAGACUGACAACAAUGCUGAUGUCACUGGCAAUAAUGACAUCAAUAGCGUCAUUAAUGUUGACAAUGCAAACAAUGAUAUCAAUUACAAUAUCAUUGUUGAUAACACUAAUGCUAGUGUCAGCAACGUAUACAGCAACAUGACCAACGAUGAAAAUAUCAAAAAGUUUGAUGCUUACAACAACAACAUCGGCCCAAGUACUGAUUUUAAAGAGAGCACCAUGUCACCGUCAUCAUCGUCAGAAUUUUCGCAAAGCAAUAACAAGUUUACUAAUGAAGAAUGA